Messenger RNA from Anopheles merus, 1822 nucleotides. Its product is annotated as myosin-4-like. The transcript is spliced from 11 exons. The record is from RefSeq and is a predicted model, not a curated record. The coding region runs from base 151 to 1098 and encodes 315 amino acids. Lineage: Eukaryota; Metazoa; Arthropoda; Insecta; Diptera; Culicidae.
CGAAACAAAGUGCUCAAAACACCCAACUUCCCAUUGUCAUUCUACAAACACGUAUAUUAAUUGAUGCAGCUUUCAUAUCACAUCAAACAUUGAGUACUUACCGGUGUUGUCGAAGCUGCAAGAAGAUAACCCGAAAUUUCAUUCAAUAUUAUGGAUUUAGAUGCGAUUGAUGUGGUAGGAACCGAGAGUGAAAAAUCAAGCGAUGAAGAAAAUGUUGUUUCCAAGUCAAUAAUAACCGAUCAAAGUGAUAAAGACCUUGAAGAAAAUGAAGAGGAAAGAAACGAGGAAAUUAAAACAGCGGAGGUGAAUCAUGAACAAUCAGAAGAAGGGCUUUGUGAUUGGAUAGCAAACAGUCUGAACUGUGUGAGCUGUAUAACCUGUACCAACUGCCCUGACCGCUUUGGAAAACUCUUUUGUUCAUUGUGCAAGUGGAACUUAGAUAUCAAUUUAAAUGCAACAAAUCAGAACACCAAUCCAUCGCAACCAGUGGUAAAUAAGCGUAAUGAAUGGCUUUCGCAAGAUAAGGAAACGAUUAAAAAUUUGGAAAAGAAAAUUGAAAAGAUGAAAAAGAUGGAACAAGUUCAACAUAAUGAAUGUAUACGAUUGAAAACUAAAAUUGGAGAACUAUCGGAGGUAACAACGAAGUUGGAAGGGCAGCUUUCGACAGUACAGACCGAUAAUGCUCGCCUGCAAACAGAUUUGCUUGAGUGUCAGAAACAAAAUGUAGAUCAUAAGGCAGAAGUUAAACGACUCGAAUUGGAACACACAAAAGCUGCUUCAGAGUUGAUUAAGCAAACAGUAAAGACACAAGAACUGGAGGUAGCUUUGGAAAGCUGUAGAACAGAACUUAAUAAAAUUUCAAAACAACGGAAGGAUCUAAGUAGAGCACUCGAUGAAACGGAUGACCAGCAACGUUUAGAAAUGAAAAAGCUGCACGAGACCUUGCAGAAAUCGGAGUAUGAGAAAGCUGAACUGGAUUGCCAAAUCAGACUGCUUCAUGGUGAAUUGCAAGCUGCAAUAGGACGGGAACAUCAGGCUUUACGUGACAAUGCGCAACUGCAACAGAAGCUGACAGCGCUUCAAAAUCAAUCAAAAUAAAACCCAUGCACUUUGAAGUUCCCACUGCAAAGGCAAAUUUCUCUAAAAAUUUAAUAUUGUAGUUAAUGUAUCUAAGUCCUUAAACAAAAGUGUUUGCUCAACACAUAGAAUUACGAUUGUAAGAAAAGCCGUAUCGUAUAUGGAACGAGUUGCAUCUAAAAUCGCUAUAUAGACAGUUCUUGAGCAUUGUUGGCUAAAUUGAUCGUAUUCCAGGAUGAUGAUAUAGAGCCGCUAGUCUGUUUAUGUAUUUAAAUUAUUGAAAAUUGUAGAAUCAGAUUGUUCUCAUUAUAUAAGACGAAGCAUUUAUUUUGCAACCAUCACGAAACUGUAGUGUGUGUUAUCUGGAACUUUUAGGAAACUUGUUCAUCGGUCGUUUUAGGGAAACAGAAUACUAAUGCAAAUUUCCAUGUCGAUGUUACUAUAUUUUCUUGCGUGUUUGUAGUUUAGCACAUGCCAUAUAAAUUUACUCUUGCUCAGAUGGAAAGGUCGAAACUGAUGAUAGCGAAUGUUUCGAGAAAUUUAUAUUGUUCAUUAGCUACAAAAUAUAACAUAGAUAGAUAUUGUUAGAUAGAAAUAUGUUAUAUUUAUAUUUUAAUUUUUAUAUUGGUAUUGUAAUGCAUUGCUAAUUCCAGUUUCAUUCAAAGUAUGCAAUGAACGACAACAAAAAAUGUUGAGUAAUUAAUAUCCUUCUUCUCAUCGCAUGUUGUUUUUAUAGGCCAACGUU